GACGUAGUGCAUUCCAGACUAGAAAGGCUGGACAUAAAUGUGCUAUUAGACUUUCUCUCGUUCAGCGCGCCACAUAAACAAAGGCACAUUGCAACUUAAGCACAGCGCAUCUCCGUUACUAUCGCCGACUCUGUUAUAGUGGAGCUGACAGAACCACGGAGUACUUUUUUUCUUCUUAGCUAAGAGGAAAAUCAGUCAAAUAAUAUUUUUUAAUGAAAAAUUAUCAACUUUUGCGACUUUAAAACCAACUUCCAUUCAACCACUAUUUUCAGUUUUUACAAAUUUCUGUUGGAUAUGCACAAGGAAUUAUUAAGGCUUUACAAACAUAUGUAAAGACGGAACCUCAACAGAAAUCAAGUAAGUGGGAAUUUUAAUUUAAUACGCUUUAUAGAAAAAUCACACAAAUGUAGCUACGCAUUGAAAUGUAAAAUUACCGACAACAUGCUUUGGCUGAUUUGUGUCAUUUGUAUUGCGGUCUCCAUUCAUAUAUUUCUGCAUGGCAUUAUGUUAUAGAGAACUUUCUGGUCUGAAUGACCUGUUGAAUGUUCGAUCCCCACCGCGUAAAUACAAACUGUGUUGUGUGCGAUGUCAUUGUAGAUGGAUGGAGUGAAUCCGAAUUUAAUUUGCGAGACGUAGCCUAUAAUAUUCUCUCAGGUUGUCAUGGUAAUGGGAUGCCUCUUCCUCACCCCGGUGAAACCGCUGUGAGCUCGCGCGGGGCCGGUAGAGAGUCUCGUGAGAUGCGCCUAGUAGACGGAGUGAGUGUCGCGCGCUCCUCGCUUCUUAAAAGCGUUACUUAUUAUUAUGCGAGUGUUUAUUUAUUCGUUCGUAGUAGUAUAUGCUUUAAGAAUACUUUCAGUUAUUUGAUCUAGAGUCUCAUCAAUAUUGCUUUGCCACGUUUCAAUGAGAUGACUACACGAGCUUCAUUCAUUCUGUCUUGAUCCUGAAGCUAUACGGAAGGACCGCACGCGAAUAUAGGCUACACAGUGAAAUAGGCUACACAUUUGCACAGUAAUCAAAUAUAAACAGUUAUAAUGUCGCCACAAAUAACUUAAGUUUUAUAUUUACCAUUCUCACACUUUGGUUCUCGCCAGAGUAGGCUAUAGCCUAUGCUGCUUUUUAAUGAGCUAAUAUCAACACAUUUGUAAAGCCAGUGUUUCUCUGCUGUCAGAAGACUUUAAAUCUGUAAUUUCUGAACAAACAACAUGACUUAUGCUAUACAACGUGACUGAGUUUAUUGGGAGUAGGCUAUCUGUGUGGUGUUUACAAUCUUAUGUUUGGUAGUUGUAUGAAGUGACACCAAUACACCCAUAAGAAACACACUCUUGUUGUGCUUUAAAAGGUGCUUUCUUUCACUUUAAUUUGUGGUGUGAAUUUCAUAUAUGCAAGAAUCAAAGCACACGCUGCAAUGACAUUUAUGAGCGGCACACCUUUAUAAACUUGUGGGAAAUUUAUUUCAUUGGCAGUUGCCCACAUGCCAGAAUAGUGAGAGUGGAGACAGAACCGCCCCCAAGAGAUAUAUGAUACGACAAUAUUGUAUUGAUCAGAGUAGUGAUCCAGGUGAGUUGUUGUAGCCUAUACUAAAGUUUUAUUCCAGUGCACGCGAGAUCAGGUCACGGAGCCUGGUAAAGCUCUGUCUCUUUCCCUCAGGUCUCUGUCCCCGUCGGGUGUCAAAUCCCGUUCUCCAAGCUAAUUUACUGUACUUGUGUUUUUCCAUCCCUUUAUCUCCACUCUCUCCCUUUCUUUGUGUGUUUGCUGGAAAGCCUCUAUCUCGCGCGCUUAUUGAACGCAGAACGGAGCGCCUCUAAAGCGCGUGCUUCAGGGCUCUCUCGCGGUUCUCUAGGUUACCGGGGCACAAGCGGACCGGCGGCUCCAUGCGUACACACUGAAACACGCUCUGGUAAAAUCACACAUAACCUCAGAAAGACAAACGAUUGAACUCAAAAACAAACAUAACAAAGUCAACAGAGAGCUGCCAGCUUCAUUGUAGUUGAAAUAAAAUAGCUUAUUUAUGAGGCCACCCAAAAUUCUCUCUCUCUCUCUCACUUUUUUUUUUUUUUUUUUUUUUUUUUGGCCUAUGUUUCAUUAUCCUGACUACAAUUGUCAAUCAAAUCAUAAAUGAGUACCUGAAGUUUCAAUAUUCCCAAACCAUGAAGGUUUCUGGGGUUUGUUUCUAGCAGUUUCAGGGACGAGAAAGACAGUGCUCAAUUCGAGGGCUGGCUUUGUGUGAGCGCGCCACUGUCAGGGAGGGGGCGCUAGUCGCUUUUAAAAACUCUUCGGUGGCGCGCUUGGGUUUUAGCCUAUUUGACCGAAGACGGGGAUAGUCAGACUUCGGAGAGUGCACAGACACCGGUUCGGAAGAGCGCCUGCAGCCCAGGUCUGAGUCCCGGCUACCGGAUACCUCACCCGCCGCGUGUGCUGAAGCAGCCCCGAACCCCAGACGCGUGCAGCCUCCACCCGAGAAACCGACCACGAUUCAGCGAGCAAAAGGCCAAUCAGAUCUAUGGCACUCUGACAAUGAACAAGCGAUCACAGUUAUUGGAACAGCUGCAUUUUGUCCAUCUAAAAUGCACACCUCGAGACAUGCCCUGCGUUCAGGCCCAGUACGGCCCUGCACCUCAUGGGUCCAGCUACUCCGCCCAGUCCUUUGGUUACCAUGGUGACUACAGUGCUGACCUCAUGGCGACAGACUACACGAAGUGUGAGCUCGGUGGGGGGGAGAUCUCGGCGGCAGCCGCCACUACUUCCCUGCCCAGUUUUAAUGUGUUUGUGGAGGGCGGCUUUGAGCCGAAACCCUCCUGUCUGUAUCAACUCCCUCCUCAACGCCCUAUCAUCAAGAAGGAGGAGGAGUCUUUCCCACCCAUGGCACCAUCCGACGAAGCAAUAGCUGGGAGCUCCAUGUACUUUAAGCAGUCGCCCCCUUCAACACCCCCCACGCCGCUUCACCCCGGGCCACCCAGCAGCUCUUUCUUGUGGGAUGAACACAGUCUUCCCCCUGUGCCCCAGCCCUGCUUGAUUGAAGGCCCAUUGAAGAGCCCUCGCUUCCCUCAUUUCUACGAGCAGACCCCACCAUCCACCAGCGGCUACGACACCGGCAUCGGCCUUCCGCUGCGCCCCGAACGUUCUCCGUCAUCCUCCUCUUCAUCUUCACAUGUGCCACCCAGCCUGGACACGCACACGCACUCACACGUGCACUCCCAUACGCACUCACACAUGUACCCGCUGAACAUGGGUAAGCCGGGAGGCCUGGCGUUCCGCUCUCUGGGCAUGGGCCCGUGCCCACCGCUUCUGGGAGAGAGUUUGCCAUCGCCGCCCAGUCGCACCAGCUCCGGAGAGGGUACCUGUGCGGUGUGCGGAGACAAUGCGGCCUGUCAGCACUAUGGCGUGCGCACCUGUGAGGGCUGCAAAGGCUUUUUUAAGAGGACGGUGCAGAAGAAUGCGAAGUACGUGUGUUUGGCCAGUAAAAACUGCCCUGUGGACAAAAGGAGAAGAAAUCGCUGCCAGUACUGCCGCUUCCAGAAGUGUCUCAGUGUAGGCAUGGUGAAAGAAGUGGUGCGCACAGACAACCUGAAGGGGAGGAGAGGUCGCUUGCCGUCUAAACCAAAGAGUCCCCUUCAGCCAGAGCCCUCGCCCCCAUCACCUCCCCUCAGCCUGCUGAACGCACUAGUGCGGGCCUAUUCCCAGUCUACACCACGAGAACUGGACUACAGUCAGUUCAGUGCAGUGGAGCCAGUGGGUUUAUCUGAGUCUCAGCAGAUCCAGAUGUUCUACAGAGUGCUAACUGGCUCCAUGGAGGUGACGCGCUGUUGGGCCGAACGGCUGCCUGGAUUCUCUGAGCUUCACCACGAUGACCAGAAUCUGCUCAUUGACUCUGCCUUCCUUGAGCUUUUUGUGCUUCGCCUCGCCAACAGGUCUUUGCUGGCGGACGAGAAGUUCGUGUUUUGCACGGGCCUGGUCCUGCACCGGCUACAGUGUCUGCGUGGCUUCGGAGAAUGGCUGGACUCCAUCCGAGACUUCAGCGCUCACCUGCAGGGUCUCAACCUCGACAUGCCUGCGUUCUCCUGCUUGUGUGCCCUAGUGCUGCUCACAGAGCAAUGUCCUGGUCUGAAGGAGCCCAAAAAAGUGGAGGAACUGCAAUCCAAAAUAAUCUGCUGCCUGCGAGAUCAUCUGAGCUCGGUUUGCGCAGGAGGUGUGGCUUCAACUGGCAAGGCCCCACCCCCAGUGGGAGCUGUGCUGGGCUUGAGGACGGAGCUUCGAUCUCAGCGUACGCAAGGCUUACAGAGGAUCUUCUACCUGAAGCUUGAGGACCUGGUCCCACCCCCGCCACUCAUCGAUAGGUUUCUGGACACCUUGCCCUAUUGAUGACCACGCCCACUUUUGCACACCACUGACACGCCCACAAGCUCACUCAGACACGCCCACAGCGGCUAUAAACUCACCCUGGGAAGGGACAGAGCCAGUAGCUAACAGUGAUACUGAACUCGAUUUCCCAUGAGUCCCCAAAUCCUCGCAGGAAACAAAUGUGUCUGAGGAGAAACCAAUCAUAUAAGCGCUUUUAAUCUCUGCUCUGCGCCUGAUAGUGUAGAUACGAGGCAGGGUUUGAGCUUAUCUGGCGUAACGCGCACUGGGAACGAGAGCGAUGCCUGUAGCUCAGUGCGCCACGUCGGGAGAAGUAUUACGAUGCGAGAAUGUGUGUAAGUGUGUGCGUGCAUGUGAGGACGCACACUUUACGGCUCCUUUGCAGGCGGUCCAAAAGUUCCACCACAAUCCACCUCAAUGACAGCAGUUGUGUUCAUCACAAACAUACAAUCACAGACACACAAGAGCACGCGAACUGUCCUUUCACACAUACGCACGGAUCCAAAACGUCAGCUUCAGAUGCCAGAUUAUGACAUAUCAACUGUCGUUGGCAGAAAUGAAGUGGAUGUGUGUGUGAAAACAUGUAGGAGUGUCUCUGAGGGAGGCUUUCGCCACACAGACAGAACGACAGAGUGCAUUAAUGUCUAGAAUCACAGUUGAUCACACCCCAAAAACCUGCAAACAAGUGCAAUUUACUAAGUGCUAUUGUAAAGGACGAGAGAGAGGAGAGAACGAGAGAGUGUGUGUGUAUGUUUGUUCCAGUCCUAUUUCAAACUCUAAAUUAUUUUAAUACUAAGACUCGCCUUGUAAGGUAACGGUUUCAAUUGAGAUGAUUUAGCCCAGUCUGCGCACUAACUUUUUAAUGACGAAGUUCCACAGACUUGAAAUUACUGUAGUUUUUAUUAUUCUUAUUCUUAUUAUUAUUAUGAAGAAGAAGAAGAAAAACCAAGGGAUUUAGCAUUAGGAUAACAGACUAAAAAGAGUAGAAUUGGGCUUUGAGCACUUAAAAAACAGGAAGAGGAGGAGGAUGAUAAGAGAAGGCCGGAGAGAUGCAGGUGCAGAGAGAGAAUGGAAGGAAUGAAACAUUCCGCAUUCAUGCUCAUUUUUAUAUGUUUAUACUGUCUUUGCCAUUUAUUAAUAUGGAGGACAUUGUUGCAAAAAUGUCUUUUAUAUGUACAAAAAAGUAAAAACGGAUUAUAUGCAUGGUUUUCUCCUUCUCGCCUGUGCUUGUAUUUAUUUUGCAAAGACUGCCGGCUCCAUAAGGGCUUGAACACACGUACUGACUGGGCGUUCUCGCUUACUUUAUCAUACGGCAGCAGUUUGAACAGAUGAGAAAGUACAAAUUAUAUAAAUAUAUAAAUAUAUAUAUAUAUACACAAUACAAAACUAAUAUUUUGAAGUGUUUUUAUCUGAUAGCUUUUUCAAAUCUUGUGGUACAAGUUGUGCAUUGUUUUUUGGAGAAGAAACCUGAAAAAAAAGAAAAAAAAAAAACAUGUUUUUCAAUGUCUCUUUGGUUUGUUUAGUUUUUUUCUCUUUGGUUCACUGGAGGCUCUGUUCAGCACUUUGAAAUCAUAAAAAAACCUUCUGAUUA
Molecule: messenger RNA, 5947 nt
Organism: Megalobrama amblycephala (Wuchang bream)
Lineage: Eukaryota; Metazoa; Chordata; Actinopteri; Cypriniformes; Xenocyprididae
Gene: nr4a3
Product: nuclear receptor subfamily 4, group A, member 3
Exons: 9
Coding region: 2515-4359 (614 amino acids)
Biological process (GO): regulation of transcription by RNA polymerase II; cellular response to corticotropin-releasing hormone stimulus
Cellular component (GO): nucleus; transcription regulator complex
Molecular function (GO): nuclear receptor activity; zinc ion binding; RNA polymerase II cis-regulatory region sequence-specific DNA binding
Source: RefSeq, a predicted model, not a curated record